AUGUUUCUAUCAGCUAUGCCCUUGCAUAUACUUCUUGUGUCACUGUGUAUGACCAUGAUCUCGUGCGCUCGUCAAAAUCGCCGCGUGGAACCUUCGAUCCUGAGCAACGAUGCGAUUCAGAAUGUGAGGGGUCAUGCGGAAGAAAUGGCAUCUACCAGCUGGGAAUAUGGUGUGCUCAUGCAGGGACUGUUGGAGCUCGAGUGGCCUGUGCUGUCGGUGCUCACGCCAGGAUCUAUCCCACCGCCAUCGAUGUUAGAGUAUGGCGAGGCAGCUGAUGUGAUUAAUUAUGCUACGCAAGUUGUCGCAAAUAAGAGUGCGGGUACGCUGCCACUCGCGGAUGGACAUGGUUCGACCGCUGACCCUGCAAGCCUUGGAGUCGGAGUGCUUUUGGCCAACUGGACUCGCCCUAACUCUUCCGAUAUCAGCUUCGCGCAAGCUGCGGCUGAUCAGCUGGAGUUCCUUCUCAAUGUUGCUCCGCGAGGGGCUCACGGCGUUAUCUCUUCCAUCGAUUCCGAGGUACAACUAGUGGCCGACUUUACCUAUAUGGUACCUCCCUUCAUCGCAUACUACGGUGCACUCAAGGGUGGUAAGGAAGGAAAUGCAUUGAUUCAGGAUGCCUAUAAUCAAAUCAACCUUUAUCAUGACGGGUUAUAUGAUGCGAAUGUAAGUCUUUGGAGACAUCAAGCCAAUGGAACAAAUCCGGAUUCCGGACAUUGGGCAACUGGUGAGCCUGUACUCAAGAGAACUCUGUCAAUACAUAUGGUGCUGACGUAUAUCGAUAUCGUAGGCAACGCCUGGGCUGCCGCCGGUAUGCUGAGGGUGAUGGAUACGAUCAACAAUGCGUGUGAUGCUGAGGACUUCGUUCUUGAGCGUAACAAUUUGAUACACUGGAUCUACGAGGUCUUGGAUGGCGUUUGGAAGCAACAAGGAGAGAAUGGCACUCUGUAUAACUACAUCGACAAUGACUUAGGCUUAUCUGAUUCCUCGGCUACCGCACUCCUCGCCGCUGUCACGUAUCGCAUGGCCAUUGCAACUGGUGUGCCUUUAUACAUCGACCAUGCGAACAACGCGACGACACUCGUCUUUGAUAGCAUCGACGAGGAUGGCUGGCUCUUGAACACUGUCGCCCAAUUCACUUUGGGAGGGCACACGUCCAGCUCUUCUGCUCAGACCUUCGUGCUGUUACUUCAAUCCGCUUAUCGAGACUAUCGAGCCUCGCUUAAAGUCUAA
Messenger RNA from Heterobasidion irregulare TC 32-1, 1230 nucleotides. RefSeq names its product glycosyl hydrolase, family 88 (gene gh88.1). Lineage: Eukaryota; Fungi; Basidiomycota; Agaricomycetes; Russulales; Bondarzewiaceae. The record is from RefSeq and is a predicted model, not a curated record. Gene Ontology annotation, biological process: carbohydrate metabolic process. Bases 1 to 1230 code for a protein of 409 amino acids. The transcript has 8 exons.